Molecule: messenger RNA, 1983 nt
Organism: Alligator mississippiensis (American alligator)
Lineage: Eukaryota; Metazoa; Chordata; Crocodylia; Alligatoridae
Gene: OLAH
Product: oleoyl-ACP hydrolase
Exons: 9
Coding region: 325-1077 (250 amino acids)
Biological process (GO): lipid biosynthetic process
Source: RefSeq, a predicted model, not a curated record
GCUGCAUCAGAGGGUCGGUCCUGGAGCCCGUCUUGUUCCAUGUCUUCAUCAGGACCUGGAAGAUGGCAGAGCGUCCUCAGCAAGUCUGCAGACAACUCCAAAAGACCACAAUAGAUUUCUGGAGUCGGAAGGGACCUGGUAGAUCAUUGGGUCUGACCCCCCUGCUCCAGGCAGGAAAGAGCGCUGGGGUUGGUAACCCCAGCCAGAUGCCUGUCUAAUCUCCUCUUGAACAUCUCCAAGGUUUUUUGGUUCUUUCUGAAGAUCUGAACAUCUAGUUUUCCAGUCAUCUGGGUCUCUCCAGGUUUCCUGUCUGCUGUUUUCAGCAUGGAGAAGCUUGUUAUGUGUCUGCACAGAAGGCCUGAUGCAGUAUACAGGCUGAUUUGCUUUCCCUGGGCUGGAGGGGGAGCUUUCCAUUUUGCUCAAUGGAGCUCACUCUUCAACAGUUCAAUAGAAGUGUACUCUUUAAGGUUUCCUGGAAGAGAAUCUCGUGUGAAAGAUCCUUGUGCACAAGACAUGACAACUCUAGUUAGUGAUAUUGUUAGUAGUUUGUUAAAAGACCUGCAAGAAAAACCUUUUGCAUUUUUUGGUCACAGUUUUGGAUCUUAUGUUAGUUUUGCAACUGCAGUACACUUAAAAGAGAAGUAUGGUCUACAACCAGUACAUCUUUUCAUGUCAGGAGCAUACGCACCACACUCAAAAAGUCGUCCUUCAGUCCCACCUUUAAAGGAUGUAUCUGAUGAGGAACUUUUUUCAUGGAUAAAUUCUCUUGGUGGUGUUCCUCCUGAGUGGCUUCAGAGAGAGGAUGCUGUGAAACUCUUGAUUCCUCCAGUAAGAAGAGAUCUUGAAGUUUUCCAGACAUUUGUUUGUGCAGAACCAAAAAAUGUUCUCUCUUGUGACCUAACAUGCUUUGAUGGGUCUGAAGAUUUGACACAUGAUUUAGAAGAAUGGAAGGAUGUAACAAGUGGCGAGACCACUAUUCACGAACUUCCUGGAGGCCACUUUUUUCUGCUGGAACCUUCUAAUGAAACUUUCAUAAUAGAUUAUAUAACAAAAUGCAUAGAAAAUGCUGAUUUCUGAAUAUUCACUUUUAUUUUUUGUGGGGAGGGUAUAAGCUUGGUCCAAGGAAAUAAAUAAUAAGGAACCUUUCCUAUGUAAUUGCACAAUUGAGAUGACAAGAUAAGAAACUUGCUGUAGUUUAAUGGCUAAGAGUUUAUUAAUAUUGUAUUAUAUAUGGCAAAAGAUUUUUCCAGGAUUUCAUUUGAGGCAAUUGUUAGAAAAAGAGAAGGAAGGAAACUUUCUAAUUCUUAAAAGUAGGCAGUCCGCAAGCCACUCGGUUUUCUCUGCGACAAGCAGACCAGGAUUUGAGGAUGGUAAGAAGCUAGCAGGCAAAAAGCAACCAAAGAGUUUCUUCAGCAUCAGUAGUUUCCUAGCUUCCCUCUAACUUAGGAACCUGGCCCAAGCAAUCAUUUGGGUCUCACUUCCAGUUAAAAUAUAGCAUUCUUAUGCCAACUAAUAUAGCUUUCUUAUAUUUAUCUCCAUGACUGAAAUAGAAGCAGAAUUACUUGUGCUAGUCAAGCUACAGUAUAUUGAACCUAAGAAAUUAGUCAUAUUUUCUUUAAAUCUAUCCUCUUUGAGACCUCAUUAGUUGCUACUAUACAGGGCAUUGAAAAAUGCUUGCUUUAUUUUAUUUGUGGUGUUAUUAGAAUCCCACUUUAUCCCAUAACCUGUUGGGGUGGGGGGGGGGGGGGGAAUGACAGUUAAAAAUGUUAUCUUCAGAAUUCACUCAAAGAGUAGGAAACUAGAUGUAAUACUUCUGCCCCUAAAAUAUAUAGAGAGAGAGAGACAGGUGAAAUCUCUAAACCAAUCUAAUUGGUAACUUUAUUCAAAAUAUUCAUACUCGGUAUCUGAGAAGUUCCAUACAUAUGUAAAUUGCUUCUUACAGUUAAAUAAUUCAUGCUUAGUAAAUCAUGGUGUCAAACUAAA